CGGGCUGCCACUGGGGAAGGUCAAGGGGCUUUUACGCACAGUUGGUGCCGUCUUGUUGACCGCGCACCAGGGGCUGCGGGUCAUUUAUCUGUAACUUUGUUGUGUGGUUCCCGAAUCAGUGGCUUUUGGCUCGAAACUGGUAGAAGAAUAUGUGCAGUUGACCUCCAGGGAGUGAGCAGUGUGCGUAAAACGCGUUGGGUUCGCCAUGGCUCUGGAGAGCGCGUCGCUACUGAAAGCGGGGCUUGUGUUGCUGCUGGCAGCUCACGUCCUGCCAUCAGUGUCCGGCUGCCACACAGGUUAUUACGAGAUGGCGAUAAACGAUUUCUGCCUAACUAAAUUCCAACUGGACAUGGCGGGGCUGGACCGAGGGCUGUGGUGCAGCUGGAAGGACACCAUGGAGAUCUACGAGGGAACUACCAACUGCACCUACCAGGUGGCCUUGAAGAUGGACUGCUUCUGGCCCAAUCAGAUAGUGGACCGCUUCUUCAUGCAGAUUCACCGGAUCUACUUCCACGACUGCGCUCUGACAGGCCGGCUCCUCCACGACCCCCCCACCAGCAUCCUGGCCCCGUUCAUCGCCGUGCCGGUGCUGAUCACCCUGCUUAUGACUGCACUAGUGGUGUGGAGGAGCAAACGCACAGAGGGGGUUUUAUAGGGUCUUGUAAAUACAUAUGGACUUCUGAUGUGAAGCGUAGCAUGUGAUUUUUCUUCAUAUAUUAAGCUGAUGCACUUAUCAUUUUUUUCUUGCAUUGUUUUAUUCCCAUGAGUGAAUAGAUGGUUGCUCAUGAAGAGCAGCAGGUUGACUUUAAUAUGUAAUAAAAAGGUAUGAAAAUAGAA
This is a messenger RNA of Gymnodraco acuticeps, 837 nucleotides long. Its product is annotated as receptor activity-modifying protein 1-like. The transcript has 3 exons. NCBI's taxonomy places the organism in Eukaryota, Metazoa, Chordata, Actinopteri, Perciformes, Bathydraconidae. Gene Ontology annotation, molecular function: coreceptor activity. Gene Ontology annotation, cellular component: membrane; signaling receptor complex; cell surface. The record is from RefSeq and is a predicted model, not a curated record. Gene Ontology annotation, biological process: protein localization to plasma membrane; intracellular protein transport; regulation of G protein-coupled receptor signaling pathway. The coding region runs from base 206 to 655 and encodes 149 amino acids.